Messenger RNA from Emys orbicularis (European pond turtle), 1929 nucleotides. It is a transcript of the gene ABCG4, whose product is annotated as ATP binding cassette subfamily G member 4. Gene Ontology annotation, biological process: transmembrane transport; cholesterol efflux; cholesterol homeostasis. The coding region runs from base 1 to 1929 and encodes 642 amino acids. Gene Ontology annotation, molecular function: ABC-type sterol transporter activity; ATP binding; ATP hydrolysis activity. The transcript is spliced from 14 exons. The record is from RefSeq and is a predicted model, not a curated record. Lineage: Eukaryota; Metazoa; Chordata; Testudines; Emydidae. Gene Ontology annotation, cellular component: membrane.
AUGGCUGAGAAGGGGAUUGACCCAACCUGCGUCUCCAUCGCCUUGGAGGACUCCGUGUGCAAUGCUGGCUCCCAGGACGCGCCUCUCCUGACCACCCACCUGAAGAAGGUGGAGAAUCACAUCACAGAGGCGCAGCGGUUCUCACACCUGCCCAAGCGUUCGGCCGUGGACAUCGAGUUCGUUGACCUGUCCUACUCCGUCCGUGAGGGCUCCUGGUGGAGAAAGAGAGGGUACAAGACCCUCCUGAAAUGCCUGUCCGGGAAAUUCUGCCGGCGCGAGCUCAUCGGGAUAAUGGGCCCCUCGGGCGCUGGGAAAUCCACGCUCAUGAACAUCCUGGCUGGUUACAGGGAGACGGGGAUGAAGGGCCAGAUCCUGGUGAACGGCCGGCUGCGGGACCUGCGCACCUUCCGCAAGAUGUCCUGUUACAUCAUGCAGGACGACAUGCUGCUGCCGCACCUGACCGUGCUGGAGGCCAUGAUGGUCUCUGCUAACCUGAAGCUGAAUGAGAAGCAGGAGGUGAAGAAGGAGCUGGUGCAGGAGAUCCUGACGGCGCUGGGGCUGCUGGAGUGCUCCUACACCCGCACCAUGUCGCUGUCCGGGGGGCAGCGCAAGCGCCUCGCCAUCGCCCUGGAGCUGGUCAACAACCCCCCCGUCAUGUUCUUCGACGAGCCAACCAGUGGCCUGGACAGCGCCUCCUGCUUCCAAGUCGUCUCUCUGAUGAGGUCCCUGGCCCAGGGAGGCCGCACUAUCAUCUGCACCAUUCACCAGCCCAGUGCCAAGCUCUUCGAAAUGUUCGACAAGCUGUACAUCCUGAGCCAGGGCCAGUGCAUCUUCAAAGGGGUGGUGCCCAACCUCAUCCCCUACCUGAAAGGGCUGGGUCUGCAUUGCCCCACCUACCACAACCCGGCUGACUUCAUUAUCGAAGUGGCCUCAGGCGAGUAUGGAGACCUCAACCCAUUGCUGUUCCGUGCCGUCCAGAACGGGCUGUGCACCAUGGCCGAGAAGAAGAGCAGCCCGGAGAAGACAGACUCCUCCUGCCCAGUCCCCUGCGUGACGGACGUGGAUCAUAUUGAGAGCCACACGUUUGCCACCAGCACCAUGACCCAGUUCUGCAUCCUCUUCAAGAGAACGUUCCUGUCCAUCAUGAGAGACACGGUCCUGACCCACCUGCGGUUCAUGUCCCACAUCUGCAUCGGGGUGCUCAUCGGGCUGCUCUACCUGCACAUCGGCAACGACGCCGGCAAGGUCUUCAACAACACCGGCUUCCUCUUCUUCUCCAUGCUUUUCCUCAUGUUCGCCGCCCUGAUGCCCACUGUCCUCACAUUCCCUCUGGAGAUGUCUGUGUUCCUGAGAGAGCACCUGAACUACUGGUACAGCCUAAAGGCCUAUUACCUGGCCAAGACCAUGGCAGACGUGCCCUUCCAGGUGAUCUGCCCCAUAGCCUACUGCAGCAUCGUGUACUGGAUGACAGGCCAGCCCCCGGAGGCCACCCGCUUCCUCCUCUUCUCCGCCCUCGCCACCUCCACCGCCCUGGUGGCACAGUCUCUGGGGCUUCUGAUCGGAGCAGCUUCCACCUCCUUGCAGGUGGCCACGUUCGUGGGACCGGUCACUGCUAUCCCCGUCCUGCUCUUCUCCGGCUUCUUCGUCAGCUUCAAGACCAUCCCCACGUACCUGCAGUGGACCUCGUAUGUCUCCUACGUCAGGUAUGGCUUCGAGGGCGUCAUCCUCGCCAUCUACGCCAUGGAGCGUGAGGACCUGGAGUGCCGGGAGACUCCCUGUCCCUUCCAGAAUCCCAUCAGGAUCCUCCAGGAGCUGGACGUGGAAGAGGCCAAACUCUACCUGGACUUCAUCAUCCUGGGCAUCUUCUUCCUCGUUCUGCGGCUCCUGGCCUACCUGGUCCUCAGGUACAAGGUGAAGUCUGAGAGAUAA